Messenger RNA from Ascochyta rabiei, 1191 nucleotides. RefSeq lists its product as uncharacterized. NCBI's taxonomy places the organism in Eukaryota, Fungi, Ascomycota, Dothideomycetes, Pleosporales, Didymellaceae. Bases 1 to 1191 code for a protein of 396 amino acids. The transcript is spliced from 2 exons. The record is from RefSeq and is a predicted model, not a curated record.
AUGCAGCUCCCACGCAGAUCGGUCAGGAGCAUCCAGGAGCUCCCCAGUAUCUACACAGUGUUUCCACCGCACUACAAGCCCGUCCGUACUCACAGCGCCUCAACAUUCUCAGACUCAGCAAGGUCGCCAGAUAUCGAAGAUGGCCUCGAGGUGGUCCCAUUGGAACUAUGCACUGACUACAGCGCGCUCUCAGUCAGUGCGUGCCUGGACGAGAAGGAGGUUUUUAUCAUGGAGCAAAGAGAAGGGCUUGAGAAGCCUCUGCCAAGUGUUCCAAAAUCAGCAUGGGGUCGAACCUGGGGUCGGAUGUCUGUGAAGUACCGCGUGCUAGCAGUACUGGGUUUGCAAGCCCUUCUGCUACUGACAGUGGGGAUUGCCUUGUUAGCGGCCGGUCCUAAACGUUCAGAAGACAAUCACUCUGAGAUUCGGGAGACUGGAAGCAACGAGACGAAUACAGCUACCACCUCGACCCUUGAGCGAGGUACCUUCAUGGUACCCAUCCAGUUCCCUCAGCAGCAGAGCUCGAAGUGUCUAGCGCGAGCGAAUGAGUCACGCGCAUGGCAGUGCGCCUUUGACACCAUGUUACAGCUUAGCAUCCUGCCAUCACAGGGCGAAGACGCCGACGAGCCUAUUAUGAUCACCCUCGGACUUCCUUCGACUUCUAAUCGCAGCGUUCACUGCGGCCAGCAAGCUCCAGAAAUCGGUCCGACAGCAUUGGUGGCUCUUGAUGGUUCCGGCGAUGAAGCGCAGUAUCGAUUCUCUGCAAUCUAUAGCCGGACUGUGAUACUUCGAGAAGACCAACUCGGGCAAGAAAAGACCAAUUCGUCGCCAAUGCAGGGCCAACCGAGACACACAAUAUUUCAGCCUGGGCUGUCGCUCUGGCGGUGCAGAUUCAACGACACGCGGCUGGAGGGCUCCAUCUACGCAGAGAAGGGUGGGGGCUCGGUGUCCAAUGUGACAGAUGCAGCGCCUGAAGCCAGUCGUCGGCUUCCGUACAAGCUGCAGCUCUUGGAGCAAAGGGUGCCGGCUACUGGUAGUGUGCCUUACUGCGAGAGGGUUGUGGUCGGUGUCGACGGAGGCCUGGAAGAGAGGAAUGAGAAGGUAAGCUUGGAGGUAUCUGAUGCGCAAUCUGAAGCUGGCUCGGAUGAAGAUCAAGCAGACACUUCCUGUCAAUGUCAAUGGCUCAUCGAGUAA